AUGGAGACUAUUCCAAUUGUCAUCAAGCACCAGGGCAAGAAGUACAACGUGGAUCUUGACCCUUCGGCGAACGGUGAAAUGCUCAAAUACCAACUCUUUUCCCUUACCGGCGUCGAACCUGAGCGUCAAUCUGUUCUGAUAAAAGGAGGCAAAUUGAAGGAUGAUACUGAUCUGUCCAAACUCAGCGCGAAACCUGGUCAAGUCUUUACCAUGCUGGGAACCGCUUCAUCUGAAUCUAGUGCUCUGGUGGCACCGACCGAGAAAAUGAAAUUCGUCGAGGAUAUGACCGCAGCUGAAGCUGCCGCGCAAGAGGGUGCUACACCUGCCGGUCUUCAGAACCUUGGAAAUACCUGUUAUCUGAAUUCUACUCUCCAAGUCCUGCGAAGCAUACCGGAAAUGCAAGAGGAGCUGAAGUCAUAUAAGCCCGGUUUGGAUUCAGGCACCAGCCUGCAGGAUCUCAGCCAGUUUGGUCUUGGUGGCCUCGGUUCAACGACCGACUUGACCGCGCAACUGCGAGACCUCUACAGACAGAUGUCGGAAACCCAGGAAGGCAUUCCUCCCCUGAUGUUCUUGAACGCACUUCGAAACCUCCACCCUCAAUUCGCCCAAAAAGCUAAGAACGGUCAUGGCUACGCACAACAGGAUGCCGAGGAGGCUUGGUCACAAAUCGUCCAGCAACUUAGACAACAUCUCAAGGUUUCAAACCAUGGGUCGAACGAGCAGAAGCAGGUGGCUUUCAUUGACCGAUACCUUGCGGGAUCAUUCCACUCUUCACUGGCACCCCCACCGGAAGCUGCCGACAACGAGCCUGUUGUCGAGUCUGAUGACGUCUUUUUGAAGCUUGACUGUCACAUCGAUGCCUCUAUUAACCACCUUCGAGAUGGAAUCAUGGCUGGCUUGAGGGAAGAAAUCGAAAAGAAUUCUCCCACUCUGGAACGUAAUGCCACCUACGUCAAGACCUCUCGUAUCUCCCGUCUUCCAAAAUACCUGACCGUACACUUUGUCCGAUUCUUCUGGAAGAAAGACGUCCAAAAGAAAGCCAAAGUGUUGCGGAAAGUCACAUUCCCGGAGGAACUUGAUGUGGUGGAGUAUUGCACGGAAGACUUGAGAAAGCGAUUAAUACCUGUUCGAGACAAGGUUCGCGAAAUUCGGAAAGAUGAACAGGACGUCGAGAGGGCGCGGAAGCGACAAAAGAUGGCACACAAACAGGAAGAAGAUCGAAAGCACGAUGAAGCAUCAAAAGCCGUCGAAGCCGCUCCGAUUGCCAAACGACGAGAACAGUUGGAGCAGAAAGAAAAGAAUGAGCCGAAGGAAAAGGAACGGGAAGGAGGCGAAAUGGAUGUAUACAAAACCGAUGCCGAGUAUGAGGCCGAACGUGCUGAAGCAAUCAAGCAAGCCAAGAAGGAACUCUUUGCUGUCAUCGAUCCAGAGCUUGCGGCAGAUGAGGGGUCCAACAUGUCUGGCCUGUAUGAGCUCAGAGGUGUCAUUACUCAUCAAGGAGCCAGCGCCGACAGUGGACACUACACCAGCUUUGUCAAGAAGCAGGGCAAGCUCGUCGAUGAUCCGAAAGCGCCCGGCGGCAAGAGAAGAGAGGAGGAUGGCAAAUGGUGGUGGUUCAAUGAUGACAAGGUCAGCGAAGUUGAUGCUGAAAGAAUUAUGACUCUGGCUGGUGGCGGCGAAAGUGCCUCUGCCCUCAUUCUGCUUUACAAAGCCAUCGACCUACCCACCAAGGAUGAAGUGGCAGAGUAA
Messenger RNA from Rhinocladiella mackenziei CBS 650.93, 1749 nucleotides. RefSeq lists its product as uncharacterized. Gene Ontology annotation, biological process: regulation of proteasomal protein catabolic process; proteasome-mediated ubiquitin-dependent protein catabolic process; protein deubiquitination. Lineage: Eukaryota; Fungi; Ascomycota; Eurotiomycetes; Chaetothyriales; Herpotrichiellaceae. The transcript is spliced from 2 exons. The coding region runs from base 1 to 1749 and encodes 582 amino acids. Gene Ontology annotation, molecular function: protein binding; cysteine-type deubiquitinase activity; proteasome binding. The record is from RefSeq and is a predicted model, not a curated record.